AAUCAGAUUGCCAUUGGAAUUUGACGGAGACGUUGAAGUACUUGGGUGGACCUAUUUUUGGGCAGACAUUAUAAGCUGAAAUUGCAUGCUAGUUAUUAUCCUAAAAUUAAAAUAUUAAAAAGCAUAGUUCGCAAAAGUCGAAGAGGUAAGAAUAUGAAGUUAGACCUAAACAUAAAAUCCUCCUAAAAUUUUCAUAAAUUUCUAAUUUACUAGUUGUACGUACUCCUAUAUUUAUUCUUAUUACCAUAUAUCGUACUAGUUCAUUUAAUAAGUUCUUACAACUCCCUCUUUUCAAGAUAAGUGAUUCAUAUUUAUUUUGAAAAUAUCCCAAGAUUAGUGACACGGAGAAUUAUAUUUCUUUGUUUGGUAAAUGAUGGUCUUCAUUCUUUCUUUCAUUUUAUACUCUUAUAUAUAAUUAUGUUUUCUUUUAUUUUAUUAGUACUAUUUACGUACUUAAUUCACUAAUCAUCGGUCUAAUGAAAAGGAUGUAGCCGAAAAGGAAAAUAACAAUUACUAGUAUUUGACUUUCAUGAAGUCGAUCAUAAUUUAAGUAUCAUCAGUCAUCACACAUUAGAACACUAGUCUUUGAAUAGAAUGUAUAAAGCGGUGAUGGAGUAUUUUAUUGUUUUCCUUUUCACGCAAAGAUCCUCUCUAUUUCUCACUCUCUCACUCUCACUCUGUCCUAAAAAGAUAAACAAGCAAAAAAGAUAAACAAGAGAGAAGAGAGAAGAGAGAGAUCGAGCGAGAACUCAAAAGCAGUGGGCACCGGCGUGGGUGGCUCUCUUUCUUUUCAUUUUCAUAAGUAGCUAUUUCCCCAAAUUCCCCAAUUCAAAAAACAAAAUGACCUCUCGACCCAUCACCGGCCCGAACCCUCCCUCCGCCGCCCACUACUACCCCCCAUCCUCCUCCGCCUCAUUCCGCGGCUGCUGCUGCUGCCUCUUCCUCCUCUUCUCCUUCCUCGCCCUCCUCGCCCUGGCCGUCGUCCUCGUGGUGGUCCUCGCCCUGAAGCCCAAGAAGCCCGAGUUCGACCUCCAGCAGGUGGGCGUCCACUACAUGGGGAUCAGCGCCGCCGCCGUCUCGCUCGACAUCCGCAUGGUGUUCUCCGCCGCCAACGACAACAAGGUGGGCAUCAAGUACGGCGAGUCCCGCUUCACCGUCAUGUACCGCGGCAUCCCCCUCGGCCGCGGCACCAUCCCGGGCUUCUACCAGCCCGCACACAGCGUCCGCCGCGUCGAGACCCUCAUCGUCGUCGACCGCGUCAGCCUCCUCCAGGCCGACGCCGCCGAUUUGGUCCGAGACGCCUCCCUUAACGACCGGGUCGAAUUGCGGGUCGUCGGCGACGUCGGAGCUAAGAUCCGGAUCCUCGGCUUAACCUCACCCGGUGUUCAGGUGUCGGUGGAUUGCACAAUUGCCAUUAGUCCAAGAAAGCAAUCCCUGAUAUACAAGCAGUGUGGAUUCGACGGCCUCAGCGUCUGAUAUAAGAUGGAGAAUUGACAAAGUGAAUUCCCAAAAAGUUGAAAGCAAAUUGAGAUGAUUGAGAAAUAGCUCUGAUGGGUUUCUGCAAAUUUUGUAUUCUUGUGUAAAGUUGAUAAUUCAAUGAUAUUUGUUUCCACCGCCAACUUAACUCA
Messenger RNA from Salvia hispanica, 1628 nucleotides. RefSeq names its product NDR1/HIN1-like protein 13. Gene Ontology annotation, biological process: defense response to other organism. The record is from RefSeq and is a predicted model, not a curated record. Lineage: Eukaryota; Viridiplantae; Streptophyta; Magnoliopsida; Lamiales; Lamiaceae. Gene Ontology annotation, cellular component: plasma membrane.